Messenger RNA from Orbicella faveolata, 2430 nucleotides. Its product is annotated as retinol dehydrogenase 10-B-like. NCBI's taxonomy places the organism in Eukaryota, Metazoa, Cnidaria, Anthozoa, Scleractinia, Merulinidae. The record is from RefSeq and is a predicted model, not a curated record. Gene Ontology annotation, molecular function: oxidoreductase activity, acting on the CH-OH group of donors, NAD or NADP as acceptor.
CGUGACAGUCUAUUGGAGAGUGUCGUGUUGCUUUCCGAGCCACUUCUCUCUACUCUGCGGUCGACAAUGUGGCUGAUCUUCGAGAUUUUUGUGGUGCUCUUCAAGAUCUUCAUCUGCUAUAUAGAAGCAGUGUUUCGGACAGUUGUCCGUCCAUCCAAGAAAAAUAUCGAAGGGCAGACGGUGUUAAUCACAGGUGCUGGUGGUGGAAUUGGCAGACAGUUGGCUCUGGAAUUUGCUGCUCAUGGUGCUAAGCUGGUCUUGUGGGACAUAAACAAAGAUUCAAAUGAAGAGACGGCUGCUCAAGUACGUGCCCAUGGUAAAGUGGCUCACACCUUUGACUGUGACUGUAGCAGCAGGGAAGAUGUUUAUCGGGUGGCUGCAAAGGUACAGCGGGAAGUUGGAGAUGUGGACGUAUUGGUAAACAAUGCUGGAAUCUUGAUUGGAAAGAAAUUGAUGAACUUAAAAGAUGUCGAGAUUGAAAGAACUAUGAGAAUCAACACUUUGGCACACUUUUGGACUGUAAGGUCAUUUCUUCCAAACAUGCUGGAGAAAAACAAGGGUCACAUUGUUAACAUAACAUCACUGGCAGGCAUUUUUCCUGUAUCCAACUUGACAGACUACUGUGCAUCUAAAUUUGGGGCAACUGGAUUCAGUCAUUCUUUAGCACUGGAGCUCUAUGAAAUGGGCAAAACUGGGGUAAGAGUGACUUGUGUUGAACCGUACACCACAAACACUGGACUUGUGUGGCAUCCAAAGGCACGUUUUCCAUCCUUGUAUCCUACACUGGAGCCAGAAUAUGUGGCGAAAGAGACAGUGGCUGGCAUACUCAGAGAUCAACCAGUUGUUAUGAUUCCUCGUCAUAGUGCAGUAAACUUUGCCCUGAAUGCGAUCAUGCCAGCAAAAGCCGCGCUGGUGUUAUAUGACUUCCUUCAAGUCGGAGUGGGUGAACACGUUCCAGCAGAUGAAAAGAAGUCUGAUUAGAUGCUGGGUUAGAGCUGACUUGUCUCCGACCUUCUCUCACCAUAAAAAAACAAACAAACAAAAAACAUUAAAGGGUGUGAAUCUUUUCCUGCUGAAAAAUCAACGGUGCUUUCAUUAUGCCAAAAAUUCCGGUAAUUUAGGUCGAAAGUCAGAUGGAAAGGUCCGGUUCGGUUCGGUCCAACAGGAAUAUUCGGACCACUUCGGUUGGACCGGUCGGACCGAAUUGCCGUUCCAUUUUGACAAACCCGUUUGAGCAUUGCCCUGCUUCUCUUCUGUAGAUUUCACUUAUCUAGGGAAUUCGGAAAAGUAAUUUAUAAAAAUAGUAAUGGCCAUUCCUCUCGGUUGGCCUGGUUUGAUCGGAAAAUAUCGUUUUGUUUUCCUCGGUUAGUCCCGCUGGUCUCUGACCGGUCGCUCUGGCAUAAUGAAAGCACCCUAAGUCUUUAGUAUCAUCUGUAUAGAAGAAUGUUAAAUACAUACUGUAGUAUGGAUGAUUAUGUACACAUGCAUACAGACAUGCCAACCCCUGAUAAAGGGAAAUCAGGAUAUCCAUGAGAAAAACAAAUGCUAGUAAUGAUAAUAAUAAAAAUUCGGGAGGUUCUAUUUUUUUUCUGAAAAAGAUUCAACAAACCCUUCUUUACACCAUUUUGAUCCAAUUGUGAUCGCUCGUGUCGUAUGAACUCGCAAAGACUACAAGGAAACUAAAAACAAGCGCAAAUCACACUGUACGUUAGAAACCACUAAAUGUAAUGCUGAAUAGUGAUUUGUUCCCCUCUAUUAGUUCAUUACUUUAUGGCACGGCCACUUCUCAGUAAUUUUUCAUUUUUAUUCAACGAGGUAAUAUUUCAUUUCACAAUUUCCCCCCAAAAUCCGCGGGAGUCUUUUCGUGACGGCUGUGAAAAAAGAUCAAAAAAAUCGUAAGACUGAUCCAGAAUCGAGAGAGUUGGCAGGUCUGUGAUAUCCAGAAGAAACGUGUAUGCCUGGUUGAUUAUUCUUGUCGGUUUGUUCUCAGAAUGAUUUUUUUCUUCACAAAUAUUUUCACAAAUUGGUGUUUUUUAGUCAAAAUCUUUCUGUGUAAAUUUUUAGUAUCUAAAGAUUGUUUCAAGAGAUUCGUCUAAACUACAUAUAGAGAAAUUCAAAGCUUAAACGUUUGUUUUUAAUUGUUUUAAACCGGUUUUACAGAGUUCUUACACAGUUUACCCAGGGCAACCUAGAAGUGUUUAGAAUCCUUUAGGUUUUUGUUUCACAUGUGCCGGUGAAUGCAAAGGUGGCAUUUUCCCCUUAUCCAGGUGUAUUUCAUCACUUGACGGUCAAAUACACACAGUACAUGGAUUUUAAAUCUGUAUGCGGUGAUCAUUGUCAAAAUCGGACUCUUAAUGAACUGUGCGUGUCGAACUAUGUGCAACUUAGACUACUAAUUGAACAAAACAAUAAACAAAAGAAACUAUCGAC